AGGGAAAAAAAGAAAAAAGAAAAACAGAGAGAGAGAGACCCAAAUCCAACCGAAUCCGAAACGAUAGAAGAAAAAAAAAAAAAAAAAUCGAAAGAAAGAAACCCAACAACCCAUUUCUCUAUUUCUCUUCUGCCUUCGUCUCUACUUCAUUUCUAACCAUUUCCGAAAAUCCCAUCUCAACAACCACUGAAAAAUCAUCUCCACCUCUCUAUCUCUCUUAAAACCUCGCUUGCGGAGGGAAAGAUGGUGUUGGAUUUCAGAAGGAACAGCGAGAACAGGGAGUUCUACCCCAAGAUGAAGAUCCUUCACCGGCAAAAUACAAGAAACAUCGAUAAAUCCAUUUCCCCUUCUCGUUUCAACCGUUAUUUCAGAUGGGUUCUCUGGUUUUCUCUUUCCUUCUAUUUCAUCUCUUCUUAUCUCAUCAGCAGCAGUAGUAGCACCACCACCACAACAACCACAGUCAUCCCUCCCUCCAAAACAACCACCUUCUCAGCUUCUCGGGUCCUAAUCGAGAACCCCACAAAAACCAACGUCUCAAAAUCUCAAUCUGGUCUCAUGGCCAGCGAUUUGAAGGUGUACGUCUACGAUCUGCCGUCCGAAUACAAUAGAGACUGGCUUUCAAACGAGCGCUGCAGCAGCCAUCUGUUCGCGGCUGAGGUAGCCAUCCACGAAGCUUUGAUGGAGAGCGAGUUUCGGACGUUGGAUCCAUGGGAGGCCGAUUUCUUCUUCGUCCCCGUCUACGUCUCCUGCAAUUUCAGCACCGUUAAUGGCUUCCCUGCUAUCGGCCACGCCCGGCGUCUUUUAGCAUCGGCGGUGCAUCUUAUCUCCUCUGAGUUGCCGUUCUGGAACCGGAGCGACGGGUCGGACCAUGUGUUCGUUGCAUCGCACGACUAUGGGGCUUGCUUCCAUGCCAUGGAGGAUGUGGCAAUUGCGGAUGGGAUUCCGGCGCUCUUGAAGAAGUCGAUCAUCUUGCAGACGUUCGGUGUCAGAUACCGGCACCCGUGUCAGGACGUAGAGAACGUGCUGAUACCGCCUUACGUGUCGCCGGAAAGCGUACAGAAGGCGCUGGAUGGAGCGCCGGAGAGUGGCGAUAGGGAUAUUUGGGUGUUUUUCAGGGGCAAAAUGGAAGUACAUCCCAAGAACAUUAGUGGCCGAUUUUACAGCAAGGGAGUGAGAACGACGAUCUGGCACAAAUACAACGGGAAUCGGAAGUUCUACAUAAAGCGGAAGAGGUUUGCCGGUUACCAGUCGGAGAUUGUACGGUCCGUAUUCUGCCUCUGCCCCCUCGGGUGGGCCCCAUGGAGCCCGCGACUGGUUGAGUCGGUCGCCCUUGGCUGCGUUCCAGUCAUCAUCGCCGAUGGAAUCCGCCUCCCUUUCCCUUCGUCCGUCCCCUGGCCGGACAUCUCCCUCACCGUCGCCGAGAGCGACGUCGGGGAUCUCGCACGCAUCCUCGAUCACGUGGCAGCUACCAACCUCUCCGCCAUACAGCGGCGGCUGUGGGACCCGUCGAUCCGCAGGGCCCUCCUGUUCAACCGGCGUAUCCAGUCAGGUGACGCCACGUGGCAGGUGCUGGACGCCCUCUCGCGGAGGCUACACCGGUCCCUCAGGCGAUCUCGGGUCCACAGCGAAGGAGAUUCCACCACGUGGAGAUGAGGGAUAGGGUGGUGCAGGAAUGCCAGCUGGCCAGACGCUUUUCUUUUUAUACCCAACGUGGAGGCUGACGCAGGCAAUAAUGGAAAGACAGCUGGCUCUCCUUGGAUUGUUCCCCCUUCACGGGACUCCUCUAAGACGUGGUGGGGCCCACUCUUUGGAAGUGCGGCGCCUCGCUCCGCUUCUGAUUUAUCGCUGACGUGUCAAUAUAAGAUUGGUUGGUGAGUUGUGACCAGGAGGAGAGGACGUCUUGUGAUAGGGCAGGAUCCCGUUGGACAACUUUGCUAGUUCACUACCAGUUUUAGGCAAUGUCUGGCUGACAUGUACGGCCAUUGGGUGGUUAGCUGUAUGAUAUGAAUGGUCUAGAUCGACACCAAAAAUUAUAAAGCGGCUAAUGAACUAUCACCGUAGAGUUAUUGUAGCAGAAGGAAAAAGGUGCCCGAAAGGAAAGAGCAUACUACGACUUAAAAAGAAAAAAAAGAGAGAAA
Molecule: messenger RNA, 2138 nt
Organism: Magnolia sinica
Lineage: Eukaryota; Viridiplantae; Streptophyta; Magnoliopsida; Magnoliales; Magnoliaceae
Product: probable glucuronoxylan glucuronosyltransferase IRX7
Exons: 3
Coding region: 244-1653 (469 amino acids)
Molecular function (GO): glycosyltransferase activity
Source: RefSeq, a predicted model, not a curated record